CUAAUGCACUCCUGAAGACACAGAAGCUGCCGAGCAUGCUUUUAUAAGAUGAACAGUAUCAUCCCAACACGCGUCCCCUCAAAACACCGAUGACCCCAAUCACCCGGUGACAUACCAGUAACAUGGAAGCAGCUAUCAGAUGGUCGCCUCACUCUACGAAGCAGAAACCUCGCUUUCUCAUCAUCGAUGUCGCGGGAAAUCGAUUACGACUGUGUCAAAUCGACUCGUUCGACCAAGGCAAAGUGCAGUACAAGCAGCUUUGUCAACGAGAUAAACUCCCAAACUUCACCGCCUUCGACUGGUCCAAGAAAGACGAGUAUAUCGUUGCCUUAGGGUCUGCAUCUGGUGAAGCGACUAUAGUUGAGAUCAAUGCCGACCGGCCGCAUUCCGAGUACAUUCAUACAUUCUCUAUCAAACAUCAAAGAAAGUGCAACUCGAUAGCUUUCAGCGCUAAGAACUGCCUGGCAACAGGCCUAGAUCGAGUGCGUAAUGACUUUUGUAUGAACAUCUAUGAUCUUAAUACCCCGUCUGUUGCGGCUCUACAAGAACCGUAUAGGAAGCUUGCCAGCUCAGAAGCUAUCACAAGCAUCAAGUUCUUCACUGGACAGCCGGAUACUCUGAUUGCGGGGGUGUCUCGACAAUGCAUUCGGUUGUACGAUUUGCGUGACUCUGGAGGUUCUAGUGCGGCACAAUUCCCAACUCGCCAAGUUCAUAAUGUGGCGAUAGAUCCGCUCGACGAGAACUAUUUCAUAUCAGCUGGACCCACUGGUGACCCGGCCGUGAGUGUUUGGGAUAAACGCUUCGCCGCACGCUCCACUCCAGGCACCCCAGGAGAGGCAUCACAAAGCGGUGCUGUGCUCGACAUUCAGCCUGUGGUAGACAAUACCCAGUCGGCGACCAUUUGGAGUCUUCGAUUUUCUGGCACAAAGAGAGCAUCUUUCGGCGUACUAUCGAAUACAGGAGAAUUGAAGGUGGUCGAGCUUGCGCAGCAUUCGCACAAAAUUGAGUCCCAUCUUACGCAGAUGCCUCCUCAGGGCAUUUCAUCAUGGAAUUCUCCUCAUUAUACGAAGACUUCGCACAAUUUGCAGUAUCCGUACUACGAUGAACGGCAUAGGCAAAACGAAAGCACCCGCGUUAUAGCGUGUGAUUUCAUGAACGUGGGUAGCCCUGUCAGCGGACAAUGCGUACUUGCUCUUCGACCAAACCGGGAUGUUGAGCUAUUGAGGGUCCCUGCUCCGGCAGCCCUUAUCAACGUGACGGUGCUCGACGAAAUAUACAGGAACCGUGACAUCAUCGCUAAGCCAAGCCAGAGGCACGGGACAGUUGCAGAAGACUUAACGAUCCUCCAAAAUAAAGCCCUGGGCGAAAAGCACUCUGUGACCCCGAACCCAAAGGAAAGCUUGUCAGAGCGGUUAGAUAAGUUCUCCAUCGACCAGCCGAAACGAACACCAUCAGCGAUCAAUAUUCAAUCAUCUAUACACUCAAGCAGGGAGCUCCAUGAGGAUCUGCUUACUCUUGCUUUCCCAGACGUGAGAGUCAAGCUUUCAGAUGUUCUCAAGGUGCUUGAGACUCAUAAGAGAAGAUGUCAAGAAGGCUACAACAUGGACUGUCGAAAGAACCAAGAGAUUGUCGCAAACGAUCCGUGGUUAGUUGAUAUGUGGGGCCUUAUUUCAAGAUUGGACUUGUUAUCAUACGAGGAUGGUAUGAUAGCGAAUGGGCUUGAUUUGACUUACCUGGGCGUAAGCUCGAUAUGGUCCAACAAGCUCGGCUCAAUCGAUCAACGGGUCAUUGACGUCGAGGAACCAUCAAAAUCCACCUUCGUAACAGCAGUCAAGAUUAUCUGCAAAGAGAAGGACUUUCCUGAAUUUCAGGGUGUUCACACAAGUUUUCCAGAACACCGGCAACUUUGCCUGUCUAUUUGUGGAUGGAAUCUAUCCACGAAAGGGCUACGGGAGAAGUGUAUGGCCCUCAUGGACCGGGGCGAAUAUCACAAAGCUAUUGUCCUGGCUGUUUUUAAAGGUUACAAGGACGUUGCCUUAGAUCUUUUAAGAUAUGCCAUCCAGCAGAAAUUGCUGCAUACCAUUGGACUUGCAGCUGUCAUUGCUUGCGAUUCGGUCAAUGAUGAGCAACGACACAUGUGCUCUUGGAUGGCAGAGGAGACAGAUGAUCCAUAUCUGAAAGCGCUUUUGGCGUACUUCAUCAGCGGCGAGUGGAGCACCGUGACUGAUAUGAAGCAACUGUCUCUGACUGACCGCGUUGGAGUCGCCCUUAAAUACUUGGAUGAUGAACGUCUUGGAUCAUUCCUCCACAUCGCCCAGAGCGAAGCAAUCGUGUACGGCAACGUCGAGGGACUAAUCCUGACUGGCCUUACUGAGCAAGCUAUGAACAUAUUCGAGCAUUACAUUGCUAAGUUUGGCGACAUACAGACCGCCGUUCUUGCCAUGGCACGCACCAAUCCGCUGUACAUCAACGACCCCCGCUGGUCUCUCUGGAAAGACACAUAUCUGUCGCAGAUGCAGACCUGGCGAACUUUCCUGGAACGGACUCAUUUCAUCAAAGAACACAAUUUAUAUUCUGUCACACGCGAAAAGCGGUCGUUGAAUAAGCCUUCAUCACCUGCCUUGUCAGUACGCUGUCACAACUGCCAGAUGAACCUCGCCCUGCGCCGCGAUAACAAGAGCAAGCGAGACUAUGUCAUGGCCGACCCGCACCAACCCACUCCUCCGAGCAAACGCUUCCUCGGUCGUCAGAGCGCGGGAACAAGUCUAUCCUGCCCUCACUGCGGGGCUCAAAUGCCUCGAUGUGGAUUGUGUAUGAUGUGGCUCGGGAGCCCAGAUCCUGCAAAGCCAGGAGCAGCGGCGGCACUCGCGGAAGAGGAUUCAGAGACGAGGCUUAUGGUGUUUUGUAUGAGAUGUACGCAUGGAUUUCAUGGGCACCAUGCGAGGGAUUGGUUUGCACGGCAUGCAAUGUGCCCGGUUCCCGAUUGUCAGUGCAUGUGUGGACUAUUGAAGUAAACGAGAGACGAAGGAGAUGCCGGGCCGCAGACCUAUGUAUAGCUAGACUUGCACGACUCCCUAAUAAUGUAAUCGUCCGCCUGCAAAUGAAAUGAAGACUUCCUAGACUGCU
Messenger RNA from Mytilinidion resinicola, 3126 nucleotides. RefSeq lists its product as uncharacterized. Gene Ontology annotation, biological process: positive regulation of TORC1 signaling. The transcript has 2 exons. Gene Ontology annotation, cellular component: cytoplasm. The record is from RefSeq and is a predicted model, not a curated record. Lineage: Eukaryota; Fungi; Ascomycota; Dothideomycetes; Mytilinidiales; Mytilinidiaceae. Bases 123 to 3014 code for a protein of 963 amino acids. Gene Ontology annotation, molecular function: protein binding.